AUGUCCCCGUUCGAGCCUCCAGUCAGCGCGUCGGCGUCUGACGCAAGCAUACCGAGAAGAGGAACUACCAGAUCAACCUCGUCCCAUCUAAGGCCUGAGGACGCAUUUCUGACAUACUCUCCACCAUAUCGAUCGACCAACAAGAAUGCUGCAUCCGACGACAAACGCAAANGAGACAAUCGUGGCAGUCGCAAUGCCAGUCGGAGGAGGCCACGCACAUGGAAGAAGCUGCUCUGGGUAAAACAAGCAUNNGUACGAGGCUCGCGACACCGAGAGAAGCUAUACACCACCAAACAAACACUGAGACCUUCAGAUCCUGAUAACUACACGGAUGAAGAGACCUUCUUAGACCAUCUACAGCGCAACCCCCGUCUCCGCCCUUAUGACUUCUGGCCCCUUGUUGCAGACUCUACUGUCAUCGUCCAGCACAUCGGUUCCGUCAUCAUCUUCGUCUGCUGCUUUGUCGGCAUCAAACAACAGCGUGUGUCGCCUGUAUCCGUCGUUAGCUGGGCUACUUUUGGCACCGUUCUGGGCUGGGUUGCUCGUGACUACUGGGUAGGACAAGAAGAGGCUGCACAGGCUGCUCGCGCUGCGCUUGCCGACGCUACAGCUUCGUCUAAAGCCGUUAUAGAUAGUCAACACCUCCAGGAAGGACUCUUGAGUCCUGCAGAUCCGACUUCGACACUGUCAGAAAACGGUAAGCUAGGUUUGGGCAUCUCGAGUGUAGCGGCUUCGCGUCCAGUUUCCAUGCCUUCAGCGACCGAGAGCCCAGCAUCGACGGCAUCCAGCACUGUUCAUCCAAACGGAGCUGCUACAUCCGCAGGUCACAAUUAUUACCCGUCUUUCAAAAACCAGACCUCUUCCCUUUCGCCUCGCAAUCAAGAAAGAUUGGCGACAGCCAAGUCUGCAAUUCUGAUAUAUUGUGCACUGCUCGGCUUAAGCCCGAUACUGAAAUCUUUGACCUUGUCAACAUCUCCUGACUCUAUUUGGGCCAUGAGUACCUGGCUUUUGAUUAUCAACAUUUUCACCUUCGACUAUGGUGCUGGUGUCGAGGCGAAAUUUCCUGCUUCUCUUUCAACAAAUGCCGCUCUUAUGGCAUCUACAGUUCUUGCCUCUCGGCUUCAAUACACCAACGAAGUCUUUAGCUUGACACUCUUCAGUAUCGAAGUGUUUGGACUGUUCCCAGUUUUCAGGCGACAUGUCCGACACGCAUCUUGGACAGGACAUUUGAUGUUGACUGCAUUGAUUGUCCUUGGUGCAGGAGGCGGGCUCUGCGUCACCAUCACGGGGGGAGGAUGGAAAGCCGGAGUCGGUGGUGCCAUUCUCGGUGGUAUUCUCACGUGUCUUGCCAUGGGCAUCACCAGCUGGUGGCUCAUUGGAUUACAAAGGUACAAGAACGAAAUUCAUGGGCCUUGGGAUCCGGCACGUCCGAUCAUCAGACGACAUUGGGAUUGA
Aureobasidium musti is the source of this 1455-nucleotide messenger RNA. Lineage: Eukaryota; Fungi; Ascomycota; Dothideomycetes; Dothideales; Saccotheciaceae. The record is from the annotation of a GenBank genome assembly.